GGGUGGGCGGGCUGUAGUGCAGCCCGUGCGCGGCCGGCUAUGCUGGGGGGCAUCUCCGGGGCCCGGGAGCGCGAGGCGGAGGGCGACGGGGCGGGGGCUGUGCCUGCGCCGCCUGCCAUCGACUUCCCGGCCGAGGGCUCGGACCCCAAGUAUGAUGGUGAGGGACCCGACUGCCGCGGAGGCCCUCCCCCGCCCCCGUCCAGCUUCCUUCCCUGGCGGGCAGAGUCUGAUGUUCCCGCAGAACUCCAGGUGCUGAAAGGACCCGGACAGCAGCCCACGUUCCCUUUCGCGGUCGCAAACCAACUACUGCUUGUCUCUCUGCUGGAGCACUUGAGCCACGUGCACGAACCCAGCCCGCUUCAUUCAAGACAGGUGUUUAAAUUACUUUGUCAGACCUUCAUCAAAAUGGGGCUGCUGUCGUCCUUCACCUGCAGUGAUGAGUUUAGCUCGUUGAGGCUACAUCACAACAGAGCUAUCACGCACUUAAUGAGGUCAGCGAAGGAGAGAGUCCGUCAGGGUCCUUGUGAGGAUAAUUCUCAUAUCCAGAAGAUCAGGUCGCGGGACGUAGCCUUUGAAGCACAAACUUCACGUUAUUUAAAUGAAUUUGAAGAGCUGGCCAUCUUAGGAAAAGGUGGAUAUGGAAGAGUGUACAAGGUCAGGAAUAAAUUAGAUGGUCAGUAUUAUGCAAUUAAAAAAAUACUGAUUAAAGGUGCAACUAAAACAGAUUGUAUGAAGGUGCUACGGGAGGUUAAGGUGCUGGCCGGGCUUCAGCAUCCUAAUAUCGUAGGCUAUCACACUGCUUGGAUAGAGCAUGUUCACGUGGCCCAAAGGCAAGCAGAUAGAAUUUCUAUUCAGUUGCCAUCUCUGGAGGUGAUCUCCGACCGGGAGGACCCCAGAGAUCACUAUGAUGUUAAAAGUGAUGAAAGUAACAGCUCAUCCGUUAUCUUUGCCGAAUUCACCCCAGAAGAAGGAAAAUCCUUAGGUGAAGCUGGUGUCGAGAAUCAGAAUAACAGAUUGGUGCAUUACACCACCAAUUUAGUUACAAGAGAUGCCACUGAAUUUGAAUCGUCCCCUGAGCUCCAAGAAAAAGGCUUGGUUGACGGGUCUUCCAGAUCAAUGGCUGGGCAUCCCCUGCCGCUCAGACAUAAUUCAGAUGUGGAAGAGAAUUUCUUCUCCACUGAGUCUUCUGAAGAAAACUUAAACUUGUUGGGGCAGACAGAGGCGCAGUACCACCUGAUGCUGCACAUCCAGAUGCAGCUGUGCGAGCUCUCGCUGUGGGACUGGAUCACGGAGAGAAAUGUCCGGGGCCGGCAGAGUGUGGACGAGUCUGCGUGUCCUUAUGUUAUGGCCAGUGUUGCAACAAAAAUUUUUCAAGAAUUGGUGGAAGGUGUAUUUUACAUACAUAACAUGGGAAUUGUUCACAGAGAUCUGAAGCCCAGAAAUAUUUUUCUUCAUGGCCCUGAUCAGCAAGUAAAAAUAGGAGACUUCGGCCUGGCCUGCGCAGACAUCAUACAGAAGAACACAGACUGGAGCAGCAGAAAUGGGAAGAGGACACCAAUGCAUACCUCCAGAGUGGGCACUUGUCUGUACGCAUCACCCGAGCAGCUGGAAGGAUCCGAGUAUGAUGCCAAGUCGGAUAUGUACAGCUUGGGUGUGAUUCUGUUGGAGCUCUUCCAGCCGUUUGGAACAGAAAUGGAGCGAGCAAAAGUUUUAACAGGCUUGAGAACUGGCCAGAUCCCUGACUCCCUCGGUAAAAUGUGUCCUGUACAAGCCAAGUACAUCCAGCACUUAACGAGAAAGAACUCAGCCCAGAGGCCGUCUGCCGUUCAGCUGCUGCAAAGCGAACUUUUCCAAAAUUCUGGAAAUGUGAACCUCACCCUACAGAUGAAGAUACUAGAGCAAGAAAAAGAAAUCAAGGAACUAAAGCAGCAGCUGAGCCUCCUGUCUCGGGACAGAGGGGUUAGGGAUGACGGGAAGGAUGAGGGGGUCGGUGUCUCACCUCAGCAGCCUCUAUAAGUAUGAAAGCGGACUGAAACUCUCUAGUCAACUGGAAUGUAAAUUUUCAAUCUCUGUUAGGGUAUAGAUGGUCUGAUACUUACCUGUGUUUAGUAAGCCUUAUUAAGGUGAGGUUGUGAAAGUACCCCGCUGCUUUUUCCUGCAGUAGCUCUUCAAGGCUGGCAUUCUGAACUCGAGGCCACACUAGAUGGAACCCGUUCUGCUCCUGCUCCUCUCCUGUCCUACCAGCUCCCUUCCCGGACCUCCUACUUUACUCUUGCCAUCUAGCCAGUCUCUAAAAUCGUGGGCUCUUUGGAGCUCUGCCUACUGACCAUAAAGUCCUCUAUAAGGUUCUACCGCAGAGACCCAUCACUGCCCAGGUGUGUGCACCAGCUGGACUGUUCCAGCUGGGACACUGCCUGUCUCCCUAACAACUCUUCCAUCCCCACUGCGGCCCGAGCCCAUUACCAGAAGGCCACUGGCUCUGAAGUGUCUGCUGCCCCUCGUCUCUGCACGGGCACAGCACCCAGCCUCUUUCUGUCGUCUUUGCCUUCACCUUGGCAUCAUCCCAGGCCCAGGCCCUUUCAAAGCUUUGUGCUCCUUUGUCCCCAAAAUGAUCUCGAAGCAGCUCCACCAGCAGUGUCUCCGCUUUUGCCCCCGCGGUGCUUCCUCCUUCAGCACAGACUCGGUUCCCCACCAUCCGCAUUCCCCAGAGGCAGUGACGUCACACGUUCCUGUUUGUAUCCCAGUGUGCCUGCCACGUAGCUGGCAGUUGUCACAGUACACUGCACACGGUGUUGCUGGAUUUUAAAUAAAAGGAAAACCACAGAUUAA
Camelus dromedarius (Arabian camel) is the source of this 2829-nucleotide messenger RNA. It is a transcript of the gene EIF2AK1, whose product is annotated as eukaryotic translation initiation factor 2 alpha kinase 1. Gene Ontology annotation, cellular component: cytoplasm; cytosol; nucleus. Gene Ontology annotation, biological process: protein phosphorylation. The transcript is spliced from 15 exons. The record is from RefSeq and is a predicted model, not a curated record. Lineage: Eukaryota; Metazoa; Chordata; Mammalia; Artiodactyla; Camelidae. Gene Ontology annotation, molecular function: ATP binding; eukaryotic translation initiation factor 2alpha kinase activity. Bases 40 to 2016 code for a protein of 658 amino acids.